GUGUAUGGCAAAAUGACGUUUCAUUCAGUUUAAUUUUAUCUGUGUGAAGGUAGUAUGAUGGCGUGGAAUUGAAAAGGUUAUAAAAUUACAGAAAUAACCAUGGCCCUAAAAGUGAAUAGAGUACCUGAAAAUAUUGACUUUCCUAAAGAAGAGGAGAAAAUUUUAAGCUUUUGGAAAGAAAUCGAUGCUUUUCACACUUGUCUGAAGCAGUCAAAAAAUAAGCCGAGGUAUUCCUUUUACGAUGGGCCACCAUUUGCUACAGGCCUGCCACAUUAUGGCCACAUCCUUGCUGGAACUAUCAAGGAUGUUGUCACUCGCUAUGCUCAUCAACAGGGAUAUCACGUAGAGAGGCGAUUUGGUUGGGAUUGCCAUGGGCUACCUGUCGAGUUUGAAAUUGAUAAAGCUCUGGGAAUCAAAGGCCCUGACGAUGUUGCUAAAAUGGGCAUCGAUAAAUACAAUGCAGAAUGUCGUAAAAUCGUUAUGAAGUAUGCUGGGGAAUGGGAAAUGAUUGUUACAAGAAUGGGUCGUUGGAUUGACUUCAAGAAUGAUUAUAAAACUCUUUACCCGUGGUUCAUGGAAUCUAUUUGGUGGGUUUUCAAGGAGCUGUACAACAAAGGCUUGGUGUAUCAAGGAGUGAAAGUAAUGCCUUACUCCACAGCCUGUUCUACCCCUCUGUCUAACUUUGAAUCUGGACAGAACUACAAAGAUGUUGUAGAUCCUGCAGUUGUAGUUUCAUUUCCUACAGCUGAAGGCUUCUCAUUGCUUGCUUGGACCACCACUCCAUGGACUCUUCCCAGUAACCUAGCCCUCUGUGUCAAUCCAAAACUUAUUUAUUUAAAAGUUAAAGAAAAGAGCACAGGUAACUGUUAUGUUUUACAAGAAUCAAGGUUUCCUGCUGUUUUCAAAAAUGUUGAUGAGUUUGAUAUCCUAGAUAAGUUUGUUGGGGAGAAGCUUAGAGGCAUUAAAUAUACUCCAAUUUUUGAUUAUUUUGUGAACCAAUGUCCAAAGGCUUUCCAAGUGCUGGUUGAUGGGUAUGUAACGGAUGACUCUGGUACUGGUAUUGUUCACCAAGCCCCUUACUUUGGUGAAGACGAUUUUAGAGUUUGUCUUGCAGCAGGGAUCAUCACUCGAGACCAGGAUAUAAUAUGCCCUGUAGAUCCUAGUGGCAGGUUUAUGGAGCCAGUCAAAGACUUCUUGGGGCAGCAUGUUAAGGAUGCAGAUAAAAACAUUAUAGCUAAUUUGAAGGCUCGGAACAGCCUUGUUCAGUUAGGUCAAGUCAAGCAUAGUUAUCCAUUCUGUUGGCGAUCAGAAACUCCUCUUAUUUACAAAGCUGUACCUUCUUGGUUUGUUCGCGUUGAACAAAUGAAUCAGGAACUACUGAAAUCAUGUGAAGCUACAUAUUGGGUACCAGAGUAUGUGAAAGAGAAAAGGUUUAGAAACUGGCUUAAAGAAGCUCGCGACUGGGCCAUCAGUCGUAAUAGGUACUGGGGAACGCCAAUUCCUUUAUGGAUCUCAAGUGAUAGACAGGAGGUAGUAUGUGUUGGCAGCAUUGCCGAAUUAGAAGCCCUCACUGGCAAAGAAGUUAAAGAUUUGCAUAGGGAAAGCAUAGACCAUUUGGAGAUCCCUUCGUCUCGUCCUGGGCAGCCGCCACUUAAAAGAGUUUCUGAAGUCUUCGACUGUUGGUUUGAAUCAGGAUCUAUGCCUUACGCUCAAUGUCAUUAUCCAUUUGAAAACAAAAAGGAGUUUGAGGAAGUUUUCCCUGCUAAUUUCAUUGCUGAAGGUAUUGACCAAACAAGAGGUUGGUUUUAUACUCUUAUUGUCUUAUCAACAGCACUGUUUAAAAAGCCGCCAUUUAAGAACCUUAUCGCUAAUGGUUUAGUGUUAGCUUCUGAUGGGCAAAAAAUGUCGAAGAGAAAGAAGAACUACCCGGAUCCUCUUGAAGUUGUAACUAAGUAUGGUGCUGAUGCUUUAAGACUUUAUCUUGUGAAUUCUCCCGUGGUGAAAGCAGAAAAUCUCCGAUUUAAAGAAGAGGGCGUUAGGGACAUUAUAAAAGACGUGUUUUUGCCAUGGUAUAAUGCUUUCAGAUUCCUGAUGCAAAAUGUUGAAAGAAUUGUUCAGGAGGAUAAAAUUGAUUACAGGUUUAACGAAAAGGCCGUCAGAGAAAACGUUAUGGAUAAGUGGAUUACGUCGUUUACGCAAUCUCUUAUCCAAUUCGUCAAAAAAGAGAUGGCUGCUUAUAGAUUAUACACUGUCGUGCCAAGGUUGACGAAGUUUAUUGAUCACCUUACCAACUGGUAUUUGAGAAUGAACAGGAAAAGGCUGAAGGGUGAGAGUGGCGUUAAAGACUGCCAAGUCGCUUUGGAUACGUUAUUCGGCGUGCUAUUUGAUAUGGUGCGAGUCAUGGCACCUUUCACUCCCUUCCUUACUGAGUUGAUGUACAAGACCCUGCGCCAACUCUUACCUGGCGAUUCACUCGAAAGUGUGCACUUUAACAUGAUGCCUGAUCCAAAGUUAGAAUUAGUGGAUACUGACAUAGAAAGAGCUGUGCAAAGAAUGCAGGCAGUUAUCGAACUAGGUAGAGUUGUGAGAGACAGAAAAACAGUACCCAUCAAGUAUCCUUUGCCAGAAAUGGUUGUCAUUCACCGUGAUUCCAAUUAUCUGGACGACAUAAAAUCAUUAGAACGAUAUGUCUUAGAAGAGCUAAAUAUUAAGAAAGUCUUAUUAACAAGUGACAAAGAAAAGUAUGGCAUUACGCUGAGAGCAGAGCCAGACCAUAAAAUACUGGGAACAAGGUUGAAAGGCGAUUUUAAGGCAGUUACGCAAGGUUUGAAAGACCUUAAUAAUGAGCAAUGUGAAAAACUGAUUGCUGAUGGAUUUAUUGAACUAGUUGGACAUCGCAUUGAUGUGUCUGAAGUGAGAAUGAUAUUCCAGGCGCAAGGCAAUGAUCAAUACGAAGCUCAUAGCGACAAUGAUGUGCUGAUUCUUCUUAAUGUCACUCCCGAUCAGGAUAUGCUUGACGAAGGUUUCGCUAGGGAAAUAAUUAAUAGAGUCCAGAAAUUACGGAAGAAAGCUCAUUUAGUGCCAACUGAUGACGUUAAUAUUUACUUCUCUGUGAACAAGUCCAGCGACAUUUUGCGUAUCAUAAAUUUGCACAGAGAGUUCAUCGAGAGUACAGUGAAAGGGCCACUUAUCACAAUCGAACAAAUCAAACCAUCUAUGCCAGUAGUUAUUGAAGAGACGCAAGAACUAAAAGGAUCGUUGCUAAAAUUGGUCAUUACUUGGAGGAAAGAAGUAGAACUUCCCGCGAAUCCGUGGGCAAAUGUUAUUCUCCAAGAUUUAACACCGAGGUUUGGAGUUUCGAGUAAGCAAGCCAGUAUCAUACUUAAGGAUAAAACAAAUAAGUUUAUAAGCUUAGAGAACUUGUACAAAGAGGUAAGUGUACUAUUUGGUUUAUACGGCGUGAAGUUUACGUUAUGGUGUAAUGGGGUGGAAGUAACUGACACUUCAAACUUAAAUUCUAAAACGUUGGUAGCUGCACCGAAAAAGCCUAAAGAUAGCGAGUCUGCAGCAAGUCCGUUCUGCAAAUUCAUUAAUAUCGCGAAUGGCACAAAAUCGGUUACUUUGUUCUUAGAAAAUCCGAUCGGAAAACAUACUUUGAAUCAGGAUGAAGCUUUAAAGUUUGUAACUGAAUAUUUGGGAAUAAAAGCGAGUGAUGUAGACAAGAAACUAUUUAAAUAGAGUCGUUAACGUUUGUCCAACUUCAAGUAUAAAGAGUAGACACAAAUAAUAUUUAGAUGAAGCAUUGAGAACUAACAUACAUUUUAAACUAAUAUCAUGUAAUCUUGUUUAUGCUGCAUUUAAAAUGCAAUGUAGUAUUGUGUUAAAUAUUUAAUUAUGUUGCAAUGCUAUCUUUGUAACAACAUCGCAUGCUUUAUUUGCGUGCUGUGCAUGUAAUAGUUAUUGUUGGCGACGCUCAGUUUUCUUAUAAUAUGAAGUCAGAACAACGUUUUACCCCCCAUUGUGAUCUAAAUAUUUUUCUCGAAAAAUUGUUAAAUGAUUUCAAAAACAAAAGACAGAUAUAAUAAUUCACACUUUGGUAUUGAUGUUUGUGGGUAUAGGAAUCUUUGUGCUGAAAUCUUCUUAUUGUGGUAUUUUAAUCUUCGACGCGUCUCACUUGUCUUAUUUAAUAAAUUAUUGUUGAUCCCA
Messenger RNA from Helicoverpa armigera (cotton bollworm), 4206 nucleotides. It is a transcript of the gene IleRS, whose product is annotated as isoleucine--tRNA ligase, cytoplasmic. The record is from RefSeq and is a predicted model, not a curated record. Gene Ontology annotation, molecular function: ATP binding; isoleucine-tRNA ligase activity; tRNA binding. The transcript is spliced from 4 exons. Bases 100 to 3738 code for a protein of 1212 amino acids. NCBI's taxonomy places the organism in Eukaryota, Metazoa, Arthropoda, Insecta, Lepidoptera, Noctuidae. Gene Ontology annotation, biological process: isoleucyl-tRNA aminoacylation.